UGUUAUGGCUCCGGUUACUUCGGUUACUUUCAGGUUGACUGUUGUCACCAGCAGCUUCACCAUCCUCCCACAACAUUGUGUCUGCGCUACAAUGCGAUCGUGCGCGAUUAGAGCAUCUUCUCAAGAGUACUGAAUCAUGAAUUAUGGAUUUAAUGAUGAUGAAAAAGAAGAAAUUCAAGUUCAAGGUGGAUUUUGAGCUGGACGAGCUCUCCUCGGUCCCUUUUGUCAACGGUGUCCUCUUUUGUAAAGUCAGACUGCUGGACGGCGGAUUCUCCGAGGAGUCUUCUCGGGAGCCAGUGCAGGCCAAUUGUGUUCGAUGGAGGAAAAGGUUCUCUUUCCCCUGUAAAAUGAGUGCCAACGCGGGGACGGGUGUACUGGACCCUUGUGUGUGCCGUGUGUCUGUCAGAAAGGAGCUGAAAGGUGGAAAGGCUUAUGCAAAGCUUGGUUUUGCAGAUCUGAAUUUAGCAGAGUUUGCUGGCUCAGGGAAUACAACCCGCAGAUGUCUGCUAGAAGGCUACGAUACCAAAAAUACUCGCCAGGAUAACUCCAUUCUCAAGGUUAUCAUCAGUACACAGCUCAUGUCAGGAGAUCCCUGUUUUAAAACGCCUCCCUCCACAGCCACAGUGAUUGGGAUCCAGAGUGAUGGAGAGAGCCUGCUGGAGGAGAGGAAGGGAGGCGACUCACAGAAAGGCUGUUCUGCAGAGAAUCGAGAAGGGAAGUGUCCUGUUGCUUCUGAGGAGCUUGGGGGCUGUGGUCACUCCCGAACAUCCAGCUACGCCAGCCAACAGUCCAAACUCUCAGGCUAUAGCACAGGCCACUCCCGCUCCUCCAGCAUAUCAGAGUUCAGCCAUCGGAGAAACCAUUCAGUGGGCAGCACCUCAACGGGCAUCGGCAGCAUCCCAGAGCCCAGUGAGGACCGGGACAAAGAGUCCAGAACCUGCCCUGCUUUACCUGAGCACCCAGUCCCAACCGCCACCACUAGCAACACAGCAGGUACUCCAGUUCGGAGUGCCUCGUCCUGUGAACGACUCAACAGACACCCAGUGAAGCAGGACUCCAUGGAGUCUCAGUUAAAGAGAAUGGACGACACACGAGUGGAUGCUGAUGAUGUUGUGGAAAAGAUUCUCCAGAGUCAAGACUUUACACCCAGCCUGCUUGAUUCCAGUGCUGAAGAGGAGGGCUUGCGUCUGUUUGUUGGCCCUGGGGGGAGUACGGCCCUUGGAAGCCAUCACCUUCCCACCAGAGUUGGAGCUGGUGCAUACGAGCAGGUGGUGAUAAAGCGUUAGAGCUGCAGCCUCUCAGAGGUGGACUGACCCUGCUUACAUCAAAACAAAACAAAAACUGCAAUGCUGUGUGUUCAUUUCAAACUGCAUUCCUAUAACACACACGUAACCUGAUCAGCACAGUGUCUGUCCUGAUCACUAUGAACAACUGAUGUUACAACAGUGCCCUCCUGUGUUCAUAUCCCCUACAUUACACUGUGGCUCCCUGUUAGAAUAAGAAGCUGACAGUUAUCAUCUCAAUGUAAGCAUACAGAUAUGAAUUAAGAAAAACAAAACACUGAUCAGAUCACACAAAAAUGUUAACCUUUAACUAACAUGUAACUGAAACUGCCCACUCCUCAUAUUCUGGAUGUAGAUGAUGUUCAUCUUUUUGAGAUCAAUGUUGUCACUCAGCAUCCAAACCCACUCAACGUAAACUGACAGGAACUGGAAGAAAAGAACUUCCUCUUUAUCGAAGGACACCAGGAGAAGCUCUGAGUGCACAUUACCACGAUGAACUGAAAUCUAUAGCGAAGAGGAGUAUGUGAUGCAUUUUCAAUACAUUCCCUUUGUCUCUGUGUUUGACUGCCUUCAGACGUUCUAUUUAAUGCUCGCCUGUAAGCUGCAACAAAGCUGUAGUUGUUGACAGGCACACUGACAACUGCUAGUGUCUUGCAGGUGAGAAAAUUUUACUAUACGGACAAAGCAUCAGACUUGAGCUACUUGAUGUGAGAAUGUGUUAUCUGUCUGCUAUGCGGUUAGACCACUUUUGUUAAGGAUUAGUUGGAUCUUGGUUGAAGUUGAAGGAGGUAAGAGGUCAUGUCCCCCCAUGUUGGUACUUGAACAAAAAAAAUGGGACAGAUGACAGUUUGCUUACUUGAUAUCACAGAAGUCCUUGUUGGUAUUAGUCUGUCACACUGCUGUGGGUUGUUUUAGAAAAUCUGCUGAAAAGCUGACAACACACUCCCUAAAGAUUAUCCAAAUGCAGAGGAUAAAUAUUCCAUGUUAGUAUUAUGUAGGUCCUACGGCUAUGAUUUUUGGCAGCGAUAGCUGGGGUAAAAUAGUCCUCCUAAAAUAUAAAAAUUCUGUGCAAUAUGCAGUUUGCAAGCAUUUUUCCCUUAAAUUCACCGCCUCUUAGAGUCACUGCUGGCUGUCUUUGUUGAGCAGUAAAUACCAAACAGGGACUUCUAUGAUGAAUAUUACAGAAGGGCAUGUAUCCAUUGCCCAGCGUUUUAGCGUUCUGAAUACUUACGCUUUGCAACUCAACUACAUCUUUCUGAGCUGUCCUGUUGACCAGGAAGCUUGCAUCAGUUAAAAAUAAAAAAAUAAAGAUCCUGUGACAUUUACAGCAAUUUUGACAUGUAACUGAUGCAUACUGUAGUUUGUUUUGUGCUUUACGUUUGUACAUUGAAGGACUGUAUAAGUAAUCCACUGCCAUCAAGAAAAUACUCAACAGUACGUCUCUAAAAAGACCCACAGUGACAGUUCGGGAUGAUAUUGCCUAAUAUAAACUCAACUUAUUAGAAAGUCUCAUGACCAAUCUAACAAUCAAUACAUGAUUAGUUUUACAAACAGAACCAAUCCAAUUUGAGUUUUGAAAUCCUGACAGUGUUAUGCAUGUUGACUAUUUGCAUCUCUGGCCUAAGAGGAGGUUAAAUGCACAGUUCAUUUAAUCUAUUAGUAAAUUAGAAAAAGUACAGUACACCGUUUCCUGGAAACUGUCAGGCCUAUGCAUAUGGAGAAUAUUAGACAUAUAACUAGUCACUACAGAGUGUACAGUAUCUGUAGUAUUCUGCCUCCUGUCAUAAGCCAUAGUAGGGGUAAGUUACUUCCCCCUCUCGAUGUUCUGUUAACAUCUGCACAAGCAUCAUCAGCGUCUGGUGUUUUGACUAAACGUCUGUGUUAUCUGUUUUUAUGUUUCUAUGUUCUGCAUGAUUAAGAUGUCCUUUUGUUAGCUUGCAGAACUUGACAUGUCUUCGCGUUUUUCCUAAUUUGUCAUCGCCCCAUCUUUUAAUCUGAAUAUUUCCGCACUGAAGGAACAAUUUUGCUUGCCCAUUUAGCAUGUUGGAAAUCAUUUCGUUCUCAUGACUUCAUGUUGAAAGCAGGUACCUGCACAGUAUGACGUAACCGUAGCUCAAUGUUCUCAUUUUGUGUUUUCAUUUUAGGCAUGUUUUAAAUGUCCUGUAUUAAAUCACAUGUAAAGGAUAUUGUUCUUUAUUUUUCAUUGCUGAUUUUGUGCCAUAUUUUUGCUAAAUAUUUUAUUGUUAAGGACAAAAAAAGUGUUGUCACUACAUAGUUGAGGCAGUGUUACGUGUAUGAUUCAUAGCUACCAAAUAUCAACUGUUGGAUUUUUUUUUUUUUUUUAAAUAAAAAUCACUUGUUUUACCUGUGUGUCACAGGUAUGUUCAUCUUGGUACAUAACAUGUUGUUACAAACAUGGUUUCUUCUCUUCUGUGAAGCUGUUUGUCUAUAUAAACUGUAAAAUGUAUUCUCCUGUAAAGUGAUGUUCUGCGCUGUUCUGACACUGUCUUGUGUUUCCUGUUACAAACUUGUUCUUUUGACCAACAUUUCCUUCCUUAACAAGUGUAACGGAUGCUUCACAUAUGUACCUUGCACUGUUGAAUAAAAUGGCUAAAAACCUUGA
Molecule: messenger RNA, 3906 nt
Organism: Scatophagus argus
Lineage: Eukaryota; Metazoa; Chordata; Actinopteri; Scatophagidae
Gene: eeig2b
Product: family with sequence similarity 102 member Bb
Exons: 11
Coding region: 144-1286 (380 amino acids)
Source: RefSeq, a predicted model, not a curated record